Molecule: messenger RNA, 985 nt
Organism: Amaranthus tricolor (Joseph's coat)
Lineage: Eukaryota; Viridiplantae; Streptophyta; Magnoliopsida; Caryophyllales; Amaranthaceae
Exons: 1
Coding region: 416-799 (127 amino acids)
Source: RefSeq, a predicted model, not a curated record
UACUAUUUAAUCUGUAUUAUUUUUAUUUAUGGAUAAUAAUUUAUUAUUUUUUUAAUCUUAUUUAUAUAUUUUAACUUCAUUUUAAUUUUAUUCAUAUAAUUUUUUUAUUUAUUAUUAUAUUUUUUUGAAAAAAACUCAAUUAUCUUUGAUGCAAAAAGAAAAAAAAAGAGAGUAGUAAUUAUUUUCUCUGUUCCAAACUUCAAUGCACAUCAUACAUAGCAUAAGUCAUAAACCCCGCAGCAAAAUACUCAACCAAAUAUAGAACCCCAAAAAAAAUUCACACUUUCCCAUUUGGAUUCCCAUUUCCCAAGUCCAGGCAGAAUCCAAGGCACAUACAAAAUCUCUUUUUUAAACCAAACAAGCUCUUAAAUUUUCCGAGAAACUGAAAGUUAAUACAGUGGGUCGAUAAGAUUAGAUGGGUGAAUAUUACAGAUCUAGGUCAUACGGAAAUGGAAGGAUGGAAAUGGAGAAUUAUUACAUAGAAAACGGAAAUGGGUGGGAAAAACCCACAAAUUUGGGUGCAUCAAAUGGGGUAAAUUUUCAAGAUUUAAGGUGUCAAAGUGCAUCAUAUUCAGGAACAGUACCAAAUCAACAGAUUCCAAAAGAACUGAAAAAGGGGAAAAGUGCAAAUGCAUCGAGUUCAUCAAAAGCUGGGUGGUGUUUUAGUGAUCCAGAAAUGCAAAGGAAGAAAAGGGUUGCUAGUUAUAAAGCUUAUAGUGUUGAAGGCAAAAUCAAGCGAUCUUUUUCUAAAAGCUUUAGAUGGAUUAAAGACAGAUGCUCCCACAUGGUUCAGGGUUGAUUUUCUCUUUUCUUCUCCUGUUUUUUAUUUUAUUUUAUUUAUUUAUUGCUGCUUAUAGUAAGUAUGAUUCAUGUUUAGAUUGUCUAUCUGAAAUGGAAAAGUGGGGAAGACAUAAAAAAGAAAGAAAUGUCAUAAAUUUGUGAUGUUUUUAGUUUGUGUGAUGGAAAUGUUGUGCAGGUUGCUUAA